This is a messenger RNA of Acaromyces ingoldii, 2729 nucleotides long. RefSeq lists its product as hypothetical. Gene Ontology annotation, molecular function: DNA binding. NCBI's taxonomy places the organism in Eukaryota, Fungi, Basidiomycota, Exobasidiomycetes, Exobasidiales, Cryptobasidiaceae. The transcript has 4 exons. The record is from RefSeq and is a predicted model, not a curated record. Bases 389 to 2527 code for a protein of 712 amino acids.
AUUGACAGUCAUCAGGCCCUGCCUUUCCCCCUUUCUUUCCUCCUCCUCCUCCUCCUCCUCCUCCUCCUCCUCCUCCUUCUCCUCAUCUACAACAACGACGAUACACGCAAGAGAGAGUGAGAGCCGGCUCUCCUUUCUACUCUCAGCGCGACAGAGGCAUCAUCGUCCUGCUCGUCUUCCCCCUCCCCUUUUUCUUCUUCUUCUUCUCCUUCUCCUUCUUCUCCCGACGGCGUUUACCGCUAGUGACGACCUUGCCGCCUCGCUUCAUCCCAUAAUUCCACUCCAGCUCUCCCUUCUUCGGCCCUUCCGACCCUCUUCUUUUCCUCUCUCUCUCUCUCUCUGCUUGCAACUCUCGCCUCGCCUUUGGGCGGUCUGGGUCCCGGCGGCCAUGAGCAACGAGGCAGAAAGCACCUACCAUGGCUACAUCUCCUCGACGCACGAUGCACUGCUCGUGUUUGAGUGUGUGCGGAGGGGCGUCAUGCCAAAAAUUAAGCGGAGGCUACGCGACGACGAGCGAAAGCUCAUCCGGAGCGGCCAGGUCUUUGUCUUUGAUGAGCGAGAGAGCGGGAUAAAGCGUUGGACCGACGGCUUGCUCUGGAGCCCUAGCAGGAUCCUGAUGAACUUUCUCAUCUACCGCCAAAUCGACAAGAGACAGGCGGCAACGAGGGCAGCAGCUGAGUCGUCGAGCUUCCACCAGUACAGCGUGACAGGCAACACCAACACGAAUACAAUUGAUGCUUCGUUUGCCGACGCAUACGGACCAAGCUCCUCGCGCCUCCGCUCCGCAAGCAGCGCCUCGGACUCGGCCACCAUGUGGCGCAGGCAGGACGAUGCCCAGGCCGAGCGCAAUCUCGUGGGCAGCCUCACGUCCAGCUACCCCUUUGCCAAAGGCGGUCUCUGCAAAAAGACCAUCUCGAUCCAGAUCGACGGAUCCACCCACCACCUCAUCUCGUACUACACCGUCGACGAUGUCCGGUCCGGUCGACUAAGGACGCCCUCGUCGCUGCCAGAGAUUGCCUCGCUCUCCAUUGCUCCUUCCCUCCUCGCAAAGACGUCGUUUCGAUUUCCACCGGCCGUGUCCAUUGGUCCCGAUGGUGUGCCCCGUUUCCGAGCAGAGGAGAUGGAGUCUUCCUCAUCCUCGAACCCUUCCUCGCCCCACCUCAUUCACCACCACGACUCCAGCGGCGAAGGGACGAGCUCGGGCAGCGGAAGCGAGUCGCGAAGAGGAGGCGGCGCAGGUGGGGGGCUAGGUGCAUUAUCAGGGGCGGGUGCAGGAACAGGUGCAGGAGGCAGUCAUCGAAGGAGAGGAGGUGGACGCGGUGCAGCUUCGUCGACCUCCUCGGGGCGACAUGCCCCACUAGCACACCAGGUCGGAGGCUCAGGCGCCUUUGUACCCUCGAGACGAUCUUCGGAAUUUAGCCUGUCGCCCGCCACGCACCGCUAUGAACCGUAUGGCUACCCUGGCUUUGCUUCGUCCCAGAGCAGCAACCACCACCUCGCCAGGCCUAUGACGUCUUCCUCUUCCAUGUCGAUGAUGAACUUUGCCUCUGCUUUUCCUAUGCAGCCACCCUACACAGCGCCCUCUUCGACGGGUCUGGGUCAGCAACAGCAACAAGAACAGCAGCAGCAGCAGCAGCAGCAAUAUAUGAGCCACUCACACUCUCGUCCCCAUCAUCAGCACCACCACUCUGCUUCGUCGCCCUUGAUCAGCCAUGACCCGUUUGCAUCGGGACCUUCUCCAUGGUUGGGGCCUGCACAGGCGCCCCCGACAGGGCCGCCAGACUUUGGUGCUAGUAGCGCACCGGCAACGGCAUCUUCGACGACUGAAGAUCUGACGUCGCUCAAUCUCGGUGGUCUUGCCGCCUUCUCGGCGGUUGACGAGUCGCAGCAACAGCCGCCGCCACAACAACAGCAAUUACAUCGGCAUUCGCUCGAUUAUGCACAAGAGCAGCAGCAGCAGCAGUCGGUGUGGCCGAGUCAGCAAGGCGUCUCUUCCUUACUAGCUGACGACAGCCUGAGUGUGUUGAGGCAGCCUGCAACCGCGGGGGUCGUCUAUGUCGCCAACAACGGCAGUGGCAGCAAUGACUCGGCGUGGUCCCAGCAGCAGCCGCAGUCAGACCCCCUUGCUCAGCCGAUGGGGGGCGUCAGAGCAGGCAUGAGCCAAGAUGCCUACAGCUUGCCCAUGGAUUCGUCCAUCACCCACCAGCAGCAGCAUUCUUCUUCGGCCGACGGCCAAUACCACUUUCCUCCUUUUGCAGCGCCCUCCUCAUCGCUCUCCUCGAUUGCAUUCACAGGCCAACAACAGCAGGCGGAACCGGAAGAGCAUCAGCAUCAGCAUCAGCAACAGCAACAGCAGCAGCCGAUGCCGGUUCAAUUACAUUCAGCAGCGCAGGCAAGACGAUUUCAGGGAGGCCACGCUCAGCAGUCGCCGCUUCCACAAGACUUGUCGACAUCUUCACCGACGUCGGCCGCGUUGGGCACCAUCUUUCUCCAGAAACCACCAGGUAACCAUCGUCAACAUCACUAGGAACCCGCACAAACGCAUACGCACACUUUCAUCAAAGACGCACACACAACACGCAUACCAGUUUCUCGCUCGGCUGUCGCAAAUGGGGUAUUUCUCUCGUCUCUUUGUCACCGUCAAUCAUCAACCGGGUCCCCAGUUUCUCUGUUGUUCCCCAAAACCCCUUUUCCCCUACCCCUUCCAACCCUUUGCUCUUCAUGCCUUU